This is a messenger RNA of Mangifera indica (mango), 5016 nucleotides long. RefSeq names its product helicase-like transcription factor CHR28. The transcript has 12 exons. The coding region runs from base 268 to 4512 and encodes 1414 amino acids. The record is from RefSeq and is a predicted model, not a curated record. NCBI's taxonomy places the organism in Eukaryota, Viridiplantae, Streptophyta, Magnoliopsida, Sapindales, Anacardiaceae. Gene Ontology annotation, molecular function: ATP binding; metal ion binding; ATP-dependent chromatin remodeler activity.
ACAGAAGGCGUACGCGUUAAAAUCGCGUGGAAAGAAAAUCGUCCCUCUAUUCACUUUCCCUCCCAGUUUCUCACCAUAACAGUGAGAAAAGGUCCGCAUCUCUUUAGGAACCAUCCUUCUUCAAAUUCUUUGAAUUUUUUUUAGGUUGAGAUUCGCACUUUUUGGACCCGACUGUUAGAUAUUCCAGACACAUAAGGUUUAAGAAUCUGGAAAAGGAAGGAUUUUGGAGUAAUUAGGGUUUCUUUUUUUCGUGGUUUAAAUUUUGUGAUGUUGGUGGCGGAGAGCAACAAGAUGUUUGACGAUUAUUUUGGAAAUGAGUUGGGUGAAGAAUUGUCGAUCGAUAUGGGGGAGUUGUUGGAUAUACUCGAAGAAAAGGAGCCUGUUCUAGUGCAGAGUAGUCCAGAAGGUUCAUCAAUAAAGAAUUCAUCACAAGAAGAGUCAGUCGUGGAGGAUGGAAAUCACGAUCAUUUGCAGAUUCGAAGUGGAUACCAAGUUGAUUUCAUGGUUCCUGCUACAGCUUACCCUUCAUAUGACUUGAAGGCUUCAGAUGAUCAAAAAGGGAGUUCAGGUGAUUAUCAUAGCAAGCUUCAACACACAGACCAAACCUGCUCUCCUGUACAAACUUGCUCUGCUAGUCUUAAUGACUGGUUCCCGCCAACUUCAGGGACUUGCUGUGGUGAAAGGGUUAAAAUAUCUUUAUUUGAGACACCUGCUUGUACUACAGCCUCUAGUUUUUCUGAAGGAGACGGUAAACAAUCUUUUUACCAUAGCGAUAAUAUGGGUUUUGAUGUGCUGGAGGGUGCAGCCAGGAUUCAGUUUGGGCAUGUGGGAAGUCAAAUUGAUUCCAAAUUUGUAGAUGCUUCACACAGCCACAUCAUGGAGAACAAUGUAAAAUAUGAACCUUCUGGUGGUAUGAAAGGAAAUAGGUUGGGAUCAUUAGGAGUACUGGAAAAUAAUGAGUAUUCAUUUGAACACGUACUGUUCAGGGAUGCAGAUGUGGCUUCACAUAAUGUGGCUUCAACUGAUUCUACCAUCUGUCAUAAUUCGGAAGUUAUUAGUGACGUUGAUGAGCGUUAUUCAACUAUGCAAUAUUACAUGAAUACAAAUAAUACUUUUUUUGAAGAUCUAUUGAGUUUCAAUUUCCAGUCUAUGCCCAGUAAUGAAGAAAUUACAACUAACAGAAGCAAUCAGGGGGAGUUUCCAACAGAGAGUGCUUGCUCAAGUAGUAGGAUGGCUGUAAAUGCUCAAGAUUUUAGACAUGAAGUAAAUAAUUACUUUUCACCAAUCUAUGGAAAUUCUCUGGUAAAUGUAGACAGUAGAAUUUUCGAUAGCAAGGAAUCUACGUCACUCGGUUAUUCUCAUUCACAUUUUUCUAACAUGAAACAAUCUGGUUGUGUAAAAGAUGAAGGAAAUGAUGAACUGAUUGCCUCUAGGAGCAUGAUCAAUGGUUCUGUUGAACUGGUUGAUGAAGUUGUCAGUAGACAUUCUUCUUAUCAUGAUGGUGACAGUUUUUUUGAAGGCUUAGAGCAGUUCUCUACUGAUGUAGCACCUUCUUUGUUGAGUCAGAAGAAUGGAAUUCAUGCUAAGGAGAAAGAAGGCAUUAUUAUUGAAUCUGAGAAAUCUCGCGUUUGUCAAGAAGCCAUUGAUGGAAGUUCUGCUAGGUCUCUCAUUGAUUGUGGAGAUUUGAGUUUACAUAUAAAUUCCUCAGGCCAAUAUUUUCCAGGUUCUCAGGUGUCUGCAUCGAACAAGAAACAUUUAAGUUGUUUUAAGGAAGAGGAGGUUGAACUGAAUAAACCUCGGAACAUUGAUUCCAAUAUUCCAAAAGUGAGUCCUGAGUCAAUUCAUAGUAAUUCCUCUGAUUGCAAAUCUCUUGUUGAUGAUGGCCCUGAUAUAUCUAUACUUGAAGAUAUCAGUCAACCUGCACGCUCUAAUCAAUCUGGAGCACUUGGAAAGAGUUUUAAUGUGAAUCAAGCUUCUUGUUCAAAUGCAUUUGGAAAGCCUAUUGUUACAACGUGCCGCACUAGUGAUUCCCUGAAUUAUACUGGAGUUCCCCAAACUGGAUUUGGAGGUGUGAGGCUUAGGGCAUUUGAUGAGCGGUUAAUUUUUCAAGCUGCAUUGCAGGACCUUUCCCAGCCCAAAUCUGAAGCUAGUCCACCUGAUGGUGUGUUGGCAGUGUCUCUUUUGAGACAUCAGCGAAUUGCUUUGUCAUGGAUGGUCCAAAAGGAGACUUCUAGCUUGCACUGUUCAGGAGGAAUUCUUGCAGAUGAUCAGGGACUGGGAAAAACAGUAUCAACAAUUGCACUUAUUCUUAAGGAAAGGCCUCCUACUUUUAAAGCAGAGAAUGUUAACAAAUGUAAACUGGAAACUCUAAAUUUGGAUGAUGACGACGACGAUGGUAAUGGAGCUCAUGAGAAUGAUGGAAUAAAGAGAGAAUCUGACUACUCUCCAGAUGGAAUAAAGAAAGACUCUGAUUACUCUCCAGUUAUGUCCAAUGGGAGUACAGGAAAGAGUUUAAACACGGUUGGAGAUGCCAGGGGAAGGCCAGCUGCGGGAACUCUUGUUGUUUGUCCGACGAGUGUGUUGCGGCAGUGGGCUGAAGAGUUGCGCAAUAAGGUAACAAGCAAAGGAAAUCUCUCUGUUCUGGUGUACCAUGGAAGCAAUCGAACUAAGGAUCCUUUUGAGUUGGCAAAGUAUGAUGUGGUAAUUACAACAUAUUCAAUAGUUAGCAUGGAGGUCCCGAAGCAGCCCCUUGUUGAUAAAGAAGAUGAUGAUAAGAAAAUAAAGGCAGAAGAUGAUUGCGAUUCACCAAUGUUUUGGUCUGGCAAGAAAAGAAAAUACCCAACUAGUUCUGACCAAAAGGGUAUGAAACGCAAGAAAGGAGUGGAUGGUAUGCUUCUUGAGAUGGCUGCUGGACCUCUUGCAAAAGUUGGAUGGUUUAGGGUUGUCUUGGAUGAGGCCCAAAGCAUAAAGAAUCACAGAACUCAAGUUGCUAGGGCUUGUUGGGGUCUCCGUGCUAAACGUAGGUGGUGCUUGUCAGGGACUCCCAUUCAGAAUGCCAUCGAUGAUCUUUAUAGCUACUUUCGAUUUCUCAGAUAUGACCCUUUUGCCUCCUACAAGUCAUUCUGUGCUACAAUAAAGGUUCCAAUUUCUAAAAAUCCAGUGAAAGGUUACAGAAAGCUGCAAGCUGUCUUGAAAACAAUUAUGCUGCGUCGAACCAAAGGCACUCUUCUUGAUGGGAAGCCUAUUAUCAACUUGCCACCUAAAGUAAUUGAACUUAAACAAGUGGAUUUUACACAGGAGGAACGUGAUUUCUACAAUCAAUUAGAGAUCGAUUCACGUGAUCAGUUUAAGGAAUAUGCGGCUGCUGGAACUGUAAAGCAAAACUAUGUUAACAUUUUAUUGAUGCUCUUGCGCCUUCGUCAAGCGUGUGAUCACCCUCUUCUUGUCAAGGGUUUUAAUUCAAAGUCGUUGUGGAGAUCCUCAGUUGAGAUGGCUAAGAAGCUUCCUCGGGAGAAACAAAUUUGCCUUCUCAAUUGUUUAGAAGCUUCUUUGGCAAUUUGUGGCAUUUGCAAUGAUCCCCCUGAAGAUGCUGUUGUGUCAGUCUGUGGUCAUGUUUUUUGUAAUCAGUGCAUCUGUGAACAUCUUACCGGUGAUGAUAGUCAGUGCCCCACAACAAAUUGUAAAUUUCGGCUUAGUGUGUCUUCAGUUUUCUCAAAAGCUACAUUAAACAAUUCUCUCUCUCAGCAGAUUGGCCAGGACAAUUCUACUGAUUGGUCUGGUCCUGCUUUGGCUGAGGCACUAGAACCUUGUCCUGAAAAUUUCUCAUCAUCCAAAAUAAAGGCUGCUAUUGAGGUCCUGCAGUCAAUGGCUAAACCAAGGGAAUCUGCACUAACGAGUAGUUCAUUACAUAAUUCUUUUGAUGAUAGCACAUGCUUCCCAGAAGAUUCAUAUAACCUUCGUGUAGGAGAUUCACUUAGCAGUGUUCAUGAUGAAAAAAGAUUGGUUGCAGAGAAAGAUAUAAAGGAUUCUAUUAAGGUAGUUGGACAGAAAGCAAUCGUGUUUUCACAGUGGACAAAAAUGUUGGAUUUGCUUGAAGCUUGUCUAAAGGAUUCUUCCAUCCAGUACAGAAGACUAGAUGGAACUAUGUCUGUUGUUGCCAGAGACAAAGCUGUAAAGGAUUUUAACACCCUCCCAGAGGUGGGUGUCAUGAUCAUGUCUUUGAAAGCUGCUAGUCUUGGAUUGAACAUGGUUGCUGCUUGCCAUGUUCUGCUCUUGGAUCUAUGGUGGAACCCAACAACUGAAGAUCAAGCAAUUGAUAGAGCACAUCGUAUUGGACAGACUCGACCAGUUACGGUUUUGCGGUUAACAGUGAAAAAUACAGUUGAAGAUCGUAUUUUGGCUCUCCAGCGAAAGAAGAGAGAGAUGGUUGCAUCAGCAUUUGGAGAGGAUGAUGCUGGUGGUGAACAGACUCGCCUUACAGUGGAUGACUUAAAUUACUUGUUUAUGGUGUGAUUAGGAGUUAACCAGGUUUGGAAGAUACCAUUUCUCUGAUCCAUAUACAGUUCUAUAGGUCCUUGUUCAGAAUCUGCAGUUGUCGCAGUGGUAGCUCUUUAGAGAAUCGAAUAUAGCUACACUAGAGUUUCUGAAUCAAAAGUAGUAGGGGAAAGCACUUUAUAGAAGGCUAUGCCAAUAGUCAUGAGAUUCACAUGAUUCUUUUUCUUGUCUUAAUUUUUUUUAACAAUUGAGCUUUCACCCUGUUCUUACCCCCAAUCAGUUUGUAUAGUAUGUGAAGGUCAAUAGUAUAGAGUUAGUGAAAUUACAGAUGGACAUUCUUUCUUUUAACAUGUAAAUGAUAUAGGGUUUCUUUCUUUAACAGCCCUUUUCUUUGUUGCUUGUAUCUGAUACAUAGAUGACAAAUUUAAUUUUUGGGUAGAAUUUGGUUAUAUUAGUGCAUUGUUUGUAUGCUUUUUUUUAAUCUGAGAGUAGAAUGACAGUAGUUCUUUUGUUAUGUUAAAA